Messenger RNA from Acanthosepion pharaonis, 699 nucleotides. NCBI's taxonomy places the organism in Eukaryota, Metazoa, Mollusca, Cephalopoda, Sepiida, Sepiidae. The record is from the annotation of a GenBank genome assembly.
AUGACUGCCUACUACAAAGAAGGAGGAGUCUCUCUCUCUCUCUCUCUCUCUCUCUCUCUCUCUCUCUCUCUCUCUCUUCUAAAUUAUCUUGAAAGCCGGGAUAACCCUUUUGUUCCUGGUGGUGAGCUUGCCAUAGAUACUGAUGACAUUUUGAAGAGAGCUACAAUCGUGCGGGACAAAUUCAUUCUUGAUGAACAAGAGAAGCAGAAGUCCGAGAAUGAAAAGUCAGCUCUGGUCCAGGACAAAACGGAUGGGCCAUCGGAUAAAGACAUUUUCAUCUUUAUAAAUAUUUUCUUCUCUAUUUUUAUUUAUUUUUUUCUGCAUCGUUUCUCACCUCAUGACUCUCCCACUACUCUCCCUCUCUCUCUCUCUCUCCCUAUCCUCUCCUUCAUUAUGCCUCUGCUUUUCUUUUUCCUUACUACAUUCUCUUUCCCUCUUCCUCCUCCUCUCUCCUCUAUCCUCCACUUCUCUCUCUUCCCCUUCUCUCUGUUUUUCCCCUUUUCUCCUACUAACCAAUCCCUCCCCCCCCAGCUGCUCAUCAUCAGGACUAUUACUUCCCCCUCCUCGUUAACUAUUUCAUUUCUCCCUUCAUACAGUCUAUCCAUCUCCAUUCCCCAUCCCUCUACCACCUCUAAGCCCUCUCUUUCCCCCCCCUCUCUCUCUCUCUCUCUCUCUACUGUCUCCAUUUACCAUCUCUAA